GAAUUCAUGAAAGAACAGAGAGUGAAGUGGUUCCAUUGGAUAUUUACAGUUGUGCUCAGGGGCGGACAGGGGCGGACUGACAAAUCAUGGGGCCCCCGGGCAAUAGGGGAUCAUGGGGCCCCUGUGUCCUUGCCCAAACUCAAAAAAGCCUAUGAAAAAGGUACCAGGGGCAUCUCAUGGGGCCCCCUACUGACCCCAGACCCUCGGGCAGUGCCCGAGUUUCCAAAUGGUCAGUUCGCCUCU
This is a messenger RNA of Staurois parvus, 243 nucleotides long. The record is from the annotation of a GenBank genome assembly. NCBI's taxonomy places the organism in Eukaryota, Metazoa, Chordata, Amphibia, Anura, Ranidae.